This is a messenger RNA of Osmia bicornis bicornis, 1002 nucleotides long. It is a transcript of the gene Cpr49Ah, whose product is annotated as endocuticle structural glycoprotein ABD-4-like. Gene Ontology annotation, molecular function: structural constituent of chitin-based larval cuticle. Gene Ontology annotation, cellular component: chitin-based extracellular matrix. Bases 444 to 989 code for a protein of 181 amino acids. The record is from RefSeq and is a predicted model, not a curated record. The transcript is spliced from 5 exons. NCBI's taxonomy places the organism in Eukaryota, Metazoa, Arthropoda, Insecta, Hymenoptera, Megachilidae.
UAGUAACUUAAUUUAUAAGUCGUACAACCGUCGAUUGGAUAGAUAGGUGGUGUAUAUUCUUGUUUCUUUUUCCAUGCUUUUUCCUAAAGGUUCGAUAUUAUUUUUUUGAAAUUAUAUCAUAGUAUUUUUCAUUCACUUUAGCGUUAUACUUACUUUCAUUGGAUUCAUAUUUGGCCAGUAACUGAGCCUAUAAGUAGUAUUGUCCUCGAAUGGGAUGUCUGACUUGAUGUAUCUUCGUACAGGGGCAAAAGAUUCAGGAGAUCAAAUGCCGUAUUUAUAAGGAGCAUUGUUAUAAACUGGGCGAUGUAUCUUUCGAGAUCCAUCACUUCUUCAAGUGGGGAUGAGGUGAGAGUAUAAAAGGAGAAUCCUUUACUUCCUUGAGGUCACAAACGAUCGAAUUCAAUUGCCAUCUUCAUAACGAUUUUAAAAGUGUUCCUAGAAAAAUGAGAGUUAUCGUAUUGAUCACACUGGUAGGACUAGCGAUAGCACAGGAUUCAAAUUAUCGCAGUGGUAACAAUUACCACGAUGAGAGACAAAAUCCUCCUGUCGAUGACAGAAAAGCAUCAUCUAUCACCACACCUAUUCCAAUCCUACAUUGGAACAAACAGCAAGAACACGACGGCACCUAUAAAACAAGUUACGAAACGGGAAACAAUAUCAUCGCUGAGGAGAGCGGUUACAUCAAGAAAGUAGGCGAAGGAGCGGAUCAAGGAGAGGCUCUGGUUCAACAAGGAAGCUUCUCUUACACGAGUCCUGAGGGUACACUGAUCACCAUUCAUUAUACGGCCGAUGAAACUGGCUUUCACGCGACCGGUGAUCACAUUCCCACGCCACCGCCAGUCAGUGAAGAGAUCCAGAAAGGCCUCGACCUCAUCUAUGCUGGCAUUCGUCAGCAAGAGGAAGCGGAUGCACGCGAAGCAGCUCAGAAACUACCACAACCCUUAAGCCAACAAAUUGAUCGACGAGAUAAUUACGAUAAGAAAUUUUAAAUGCGAAGGAAAU